This is a messenger RNA of Durio zibethinus, 1323 nucleotides long. Lineage: Eukaryota; Viridiplantae; Streptophyta; Magnoliopsida; Malvales; Malvaceae. The record is from RefSeq and is a predicted model, not a curated record.
AUCAAAUUUUAUAUUUUCGCUUUACCUUCCGAAACAUCGCCGCCUUCUCUUCUAGAAAACGAAAUCUCUAAAACCCGAAAAAUUCUUAAUUGAAAAUCAUUGUCAAACUUCUCAAGAAACUCCAAAGCAAAGAAAACACCAAGGAGAGAAAAGGAAAAAAAAUAAAGAGAGAGAUAUGGGCGCCGCGCGAGCGAUGAAGAGAAUCCCUCGCAUCAAAUUUCCCCAAAGACAUCCCAAACCUUCUGGUUCUGAAUUGCAGCCUCAAUCUGCAACAAGAACUGGUGAUGGUGAUCUGACUUUCUUCUCUAGUUCUAAGGCUCCUUCGACUGUUGGAGGGAAAGCUUCUCUUCAGCCUAAAAGAACACCUCUUUCCAAUGAGGAAAUUGAGGCUAUUUUGGUCUGUACAUCUUCCUAUAGCGAAUAUAACUUUAUGGGUGACACUCUUGGGAAGAUCAAGGUGAUUCCAGAUCAUCUUCAAGUCUCAACUCCCAGUGGUGACUCUCCUCAAAACAGAAGUCCACCUGAUUCACAGCCAAGAAUUGAUAAUUCUUCGAGGUCCUAUAGCAGUUUAUGGUCUCAACGAAAAUUGAGUAGUGCUGCAGUCAUGUUGAAUCUGUUCAGUUUGCGAGGGUUGCCAUGGAAUUAUGGUGCUGAUGGUCAGGAAAAGGUCCAGUUGACUGCUGCCGAGUUGGAAUCACUUAGAUCAGAACUUGCUGAUAUAGAAGAGAGAGAAGCUCACUUGAAAGCUCGGUUGGAACAUAUCGAUGAAAUAUUACGGUCUGCGUGUCUUUCAGGCUAUUUGUACAUCCGAACCAGGUGGACGGCUUUACCUGGAGAACCUGCUCCUAUUGAUGAUACUGAUGUUGACGACUGGCUUCCUCGAUUUGUUGUUCUUCAUGGCCAAUGUAUAUUCUUUUAUUUAUUAUCCACAGAUUUGAGCCCUCAGGAUUCUGCCCUUCUGUCUGAUGUUGUUGAAGUAGGCUCUUUACCAAGCUUUACAAGAGAAGAGGAAGGAACACAAUAUUGCUUUUAUAUAUUGACUCGUCAAGGACUGCGCUAUGAGUGUUCACAUGUUUCUAAAAUACAGGUGAACACCUGGUUAUCAGCUUUGCAGACAAACUGCAAGGUUGGUUCUGAUGUUAAAGCUCCCAAUGGUUCAAGUGAAAAGUAAAAUCAUAUACAGAUUCUUUUUUUUUUUUAACAUUUAACUUGUAUAUGAUCAAAUUUAGCUUGCAUAUUGAACUCAGCUUACUUUAAAUUACUGGGAUCCCACUAACAAUUCUUUUGUUAAUGUACACAUGAUGGUAUUUCCAAUAAAUCAGC